AUGUACCGAAUUGGAGUCGACGUCGGUGGAACGAACACCGACGCCGCCAUCCUUGAUAUCAAUGCCCUCGAUACCGAAUCGCGUGGGGUGCUCGCCACAUGCAAGACUUCCACCACCUCCCAUGUGACUCUGGGGAUUCAGAAUGCAGUCAGAGAAGUUCUCGCUCUCUCGAAAGUGGACAGGAGUAAAGUGUUGAACGUCGCCAUCGGAACAACGCACUUUGUGAAUGCCGUUGUCGAGAAUGAUGCCCGGAGACUUAGUCGGGUGGCCGUGAUCAGGCUGUGUGGCCCCUACACCAGGAAGGUGCCUCCUUUCGCCGACUUCCCAUAUGCAUUGAAGGGCAUCAUUGAGGGCCCCUCGUUCUACCUCGACGGAGGACUUGAGAUUGACGGCCGAGAGAUCUGUCCGCUCAACCCUGACCAGAUCAAAGCUACAGCCGCGGCCAUCGUCGAGGCAGGCAUCCAGUAUGUUGCUGUCAUCGGGGUGUUCUCUGCGCUUGAUCAAAAAGGCCUCCACGAAGAGCGAUGCAAAGCACUUUUGCAGCAGUUUGCACCAGGACUUUCUGUCGUCUGCUCCAGCCAGAUUGGCGGCACUGGGCUCUUGACCCGCGAGAAUGCCACCAUCCUCAACGCGGCGAUUCUGGGGUUCGCCCGACGGACGAUUCAGGGCUUCAGAUAUGCGAUGUACAAGCUUGACCUCGCGUGUCCACUGUACUUGACGCAGAAUGACGGGACUCUCACUGAUGCUGCGGUGGCGGCGGAAUCGCCCAUCAAGACAUUCGCCAGUGGUCCCACCAACAGCCUCAUGGGAGCCGCAUUCCUUCAAGGACUUGAUCACGGCGACCGAAGACUGGCUGACAAGCAAGUGGUAGUCGUCGACAUCGGCGGUACGACGACCGACAUCUGUUCCCUCUUACCAUCAGGAUUUCCUCGGCAGGCUCCCAACUUUGUUGAGGUGGGUGGUGUGCGCACUGCUUUCUCCAUGCCGGAGGUCCUUUCCAUCGGUCUCGGAGGAGGGAGUCGCGUCCGCCAAUCCGAGGAUGGAGGCAAGGUCACUGUCGGUCCAGACUCGGUAGCGCAUCGUCUCACAACGGAUGCCAUGGUAUUUGGAGGAAACGUCAUGACAGCGACGGAUAUUGUCGUGGCAUCGAAAGCAGCCAGCAUCGGUGACUAUGAAAACGUCAAGGGCAUCCCUGAACAGCUGAUUGCCGGUGGAAAAGCGGACAUGAAACGACAGCUUGAACGAGCCAUCGACAGGAUGAAGGUCUCGUCAGCCCCUGUAUGUGUCCUUCUCGUUGGAGGAGGAUCGAUCAUCCUCACAGAGGACCUUGACGGAGUAGAAGAGUGUCUUCGGCCGCCUCAUCACGACUCUGCAAAUGCCGUGGGCGCCGCCAUUGCGAAGGUGGCAGGCGAAGUCGAUGUGAUUGAGAUAUUGGCUGGCAGAGAUGAGAAUGAGGCGAUCGAAGCAGUCAGGAAGACCGCGAUCGCGACCGCUAUAGCGAAUGGAGCAGACGAAAGGGAUGUCAAAAUUGUCGAGAUCAAGAAAAUCCCGCUUCAAUAUGUGACCAACAAAGCCACGAGGUUUGCCAUGAAAGCCGUCGGAAGUCUUCGAGCCAGAGACGAUGCUGUUCAAAAUGGCUUUGCCAACGGAGCACUCGCCCAUGCGCAGGAAGUGGAUGAUGACACGACGCAAGAGGCGACGAAACCUGAGGUGACAGACGUGCAGAAGGGCAGUCUGACGAAGCCGACAUUGGGUGUCGAUGUCGCAAAGUACCGUCCCAAUGUCAAGGACGGCGUCUGGUACAUCUCCCCCGUCGAUGUGCAACUGAUCGCUUCGGGCGCAGGCGUCCUCGGUACGGGAGGUGGUGGCUCGUCGUAUCUGAUGGCUCUGUACACGCUGGACAUCCUUCGCAAGGCCGGCGAGGGAGCUAUCCGCGUUGUUUCGCUCGAAUCCCUCAAAGACGACGGUGUUUGUGUGUUUGGCGCAGGCUACGGCGCACCUUCGGUCAGCGACGAGCGGGUGAGUUCAGGCACGGAUGUGUUCGCCGCCAUCGACGCCGUCAACAAGAUCAUGGGGAUCACAGACUUUGACGGCAUCGUGGCCGAUGAGAUCGGAGGAGGCAACGGCCUGGUGACUUUUCCCACGAGUGCUCGCUACGGUCGACCGGUGGUUGACUGCGACUUGAUGGGUCGUGCGUAUCCGACACUGGAGCAUGGAACUCCUUAUGUUUAUGGCCAGCCGGUGCUGCCCGUUGCCACGACCGACUGUAAAGGCAACGCAUCCGUCGUUCUGACCGCCGAUUCCAACAAGCGAGUGGAAGCGCUGAUACGGACAACCUGUAUUGAACUGGGCAAUUCCACUGCCGCCGCCGCAAGACCUCUCUCCGGCAAAGUCCUCAAAGACUACGCCGUGCCCAACACCGUCUCCCAGGCAUGGUAUCUGGGGCGCGCCGUCCACCUUGCGCGGGAAUCUAAGAUUGAUUUCAUCGAGGCGAUCUCGAACAUCACCCCGGUCAAAGAGCUCUACGUCGGUAAAGUCGUCGACGUAACCCGCGACGUCUCCCGCGGCUAUACAGUCGGUCGCUGUGUCAUUGCGCCCUUGUCCGCCGACGAGGAAGACGAUAGCUCAACCCCCCCGUCCACUUCUACCGCGAACCGCGAGACCCGCCACCUUGUCAUCCCUUUCCAAAACGAAUACCUCUCGGCAGGGUUCAUUCCAGAGUUCCCGACCACGUCAUCGUCACAGGGAGACUUCGAAGAGGAGAUCAUCUGCACGGUGCCAGACUUGAUCUCCAUCCUCGGCAGCGACGGCGAGGCUCUCGGGUCCCCCGAACUGCGCUACGGCCUCAAGGUCCGCGUGAUCGGAAUGCCCGCCUCGCCACUGUGGACCGGGAGCGCCGAGGGCCUGAGGGUCGGGGGGCCCGAGUUCUUCGACCUCAAGUGUAGUUGGGAAGAGGUCCGGGACAGAGGAAGGGCCAACGGGUUUGGAGUGGGCGAAUAUCAAAAACCCAGGAGUGUCAUCGACGAGUUUAACGUGAGCUCAUAA
This is a messenger RNA of Fonsecaea nubica, 3045 nucleotides long. RefSeq lists its product as hypothetical. The record is from RefSeq and is a predicted model, not a curated record. Bases 1 to 3045 code for a protein of 1014 amino acids. The transcript is spliced from 4 exons. Gene Ontology annotation, molecular function: 5-oxoprolinase (ATP-hydrolyzing) activity. Lineage: Eukaryota; Fungi; Ascomycota; Eurotiomycetes; Chaetothyriales; Herpotrichiellaceae. Gene Ontology annotation, biological process: glutathione metabolic process. Gene Ontology annotation, cellular component: cytosol.